AAACACAUAUCCCCGUCUCAAAGGAGCGUAACUGUUUUUUGGCGUUGCACCACAAUGGUUUCUUUUCGUUCCCUUCGCCGCUGCAGGUGGUUGUGAAGCAGCAGCUGCUCGCUGCUCUUCCUCGACGGGAAGAAAACACACACCAGACUUUUACUGAAAGGACCUGCGGUGAGGAACAUGAGCGACUCGCUGGAGAGGACCACAGAAUGUCCUCUGCUGAACCUGGAAGACGGACCCGGCCCGAGCGAGGAGACGGGGAAGGCGGCGGACGGCGGGGAGCUUCCCUGGCAGGAUGAAGGUCUACCUGUGGAGCUGCAGAGGGGGAUGGAGAACCUGCGGGUGAACAGAGAGCUGACCGAUGUCACGCUGUGCGUCCAGGGACACGAUUUCCCCUGCCACAGAGCCGUCCUCGCCGCCGCCAGCCAGUACUUCAGGGCCAUGUUUCGCAGCGGCCUCAAGGAGAGCCACGAGGAGCGGGUGGAAAUCAAAGGUCUGGACAGCGGGACGAUGAGCUCCCUGCUGGAGUAUACGUACACCAGCCGAGCCCUCCUCACCCAGGCCAACGUUCAGAGGGUGCUGGAGGCCGCCAGCCAGUUCCAGUUCCUCCGUGUCGUAGAUGCAUGUGCCACUUUUCUGAGCAAAGCUUUGCAUCUGGAAAGCUGCAUCGGGAUCCUGAACCUCGCCGACAGCCACGCCCUGCCAGCACUGAGGACCAGGACUCAGGACUACAUCACCUCUCACUUCUCUCAGGUGAUCCAGCUGGAGGACUUCCUGCAGCUGCCGGCCGAGUCCCUGGAGGCCAUCCUGCAGAGGGACAGCCUGGACGUGAAGUGCGAGGAGUGUGUUUUUGAGGCGCUGAUGCGCUGGGUGAGAGCCCAGCGGGACGAACGCUUCCCACUGCUGGCCAGGCUGCUCUCACACGUGCGACUGCCGCUGCUGGAGCCGGCGUACUUUGUUGAAAAAGUAGAGUCGGACGAGCUGAUCCGCAGCUGCAGCGAGGCCUUCCCUUUUCUGCAGGAGGCCCGCACUUAUCACCUCUCCGGUCGGGAGGUGGUCUCAGAGCGAACCAAACCUCGCGAGCAGCACUUUCUCUCUGAGGUCUUCCUGAUCAUUGGAGGCUGCACCAAAGAUGAGCGUUUCGUUUCCACUGUCACGUGUUUAGACCCGCUCCGACGCAGCCGGCUGGAGGUCGCCAGGCUGCCGAUGACGGACAUGGACGAUGAGUCCCAAAGCAGAAAGUGGGUGGAGUUUGCUUGUAUCACCUUCCACAAUGAAGUUUACAUAUCCGGGGGUAAGGAGACGCAACAUGAUGUUUGGAAGUACAACGGGGCCCUGGACAAGUGGAUCCAGAUCGAGCCCCUGUCCACUGGCCGCUGGAGACACAAGAUGGCGGUUCACAGCGGGAAGGUGUACGCCAUUGGCGGAUUUGAUGGGGUUCAGAGACACACAAGUGUGGAGGCUUAUGAUCCCUUUCACAAUCGCUGGACGCAGGUAACGCCUCUUGCGAUGGGCGUCAGCUCCUUUGCCGCCGCCAACUUCGACAGAUGGAUCUACGUGAUUGGUGGAGGUCCGAAUGGAAAACUGGCCACCGAUAAAGUCCAGUGCUGGGAACCCGGGACCGACAGCUGGGAGCUGCGGGCGCCAAUUCCCACGGAAACUAAGUGCACUAACGCUGUAACGUUCAAAGACUCCAUCUACAUAGUUGGUGGGGCCAUGCAUGCCAUGUACUGCUACUCCCCCCACUCCGACUCCUGGUCUCUCGUGACCCGUCUGGGCGAGAGGGCGAGUUGCGCCAUCGCCGCUUGCAACAACAAACUUUUCAUCACAGGAGGAAGAGAUAACAAGAACCAAGUGAUCUCCACAGUCAUGUGCUGGGACGUCGCCAGAGCGACGUUGACGGAGGAGUGUGUUCUGCCCAUGGGCGUGUCACACCACGGCAGCGUGACCCUCAUGAAGUCCUACACACACAUACACAGAAUAACACUUCCGUCAGAGUCUCAGUGACAGGUUACACCCUUUACGAACUGUGGCUGGUAUAAAAAUGAUGCAGGAAGCUUGCGCACACGUGCAUAUACAUGCUUGAACUUGUCCCUAAACUUUGCACUCAAUCCUUGAGCCAUAUUUUUAUUUUUUUUUUGUAACUGUUCUUAUUGAAUAAAAGGUUUUCAAAUCCUGCAAGAUUUUCAAAAUAAAGGUACAAUAGAAAUGAAUAAGUCAAUAAAUAAAUAAAACAGAAGAAAGAAAA
Messenger RNA from Cololabis saira (Pacific saury), 2245 nucleotides. RefSeq names its product kelch-like family member 6 (gene klhl6). NCBI's taxonomy places the organism in Eukaryota, Metazoa, Chordata, Actinopteri, Beloniformes, Belonidae. Gene Ontology annotation, molecular function: protein binding. The transcript is spliced from 7 exons. The record is from RefSeq and is a predicted model, not a curated record. Bases 178 to 2004 code for a protein of 608 amino acids.